Molecule: messenger RNA, 1224 nt
Organism: Closterium sp. Yama58-4
Lineage: Eukaryota; Viridiplantae; Streptophyta; Zygnematophyceae; Desmidiales; Closteriaceae
Source: the annotation of a GenBank genome assembly
AUGGAUAUUUCAACGGCAUUCCUGAAUGGGAUUUUAGAGGAGGAUGUGUACAUGACGCAGCCGCCUGGGUAUGAGGAUGGUACGGGCAGGGUGUGCAAGCUCAACAAGUCCAUCUACGGCUUGAAGCAGGCGCCACGCUGCUGGUACCAGAAGUUGGCAGCUGUUUUAGAGGAGAUGGGAUUCAGGACCAGCAGCUGUGAUGAGAGCCUCUUUCUCAAGGGCGAAGGGGAGAAGCUGGUGCUGUUUCUGGUCUAUGUGGACGACAUUCUUCUCUUCAGCAGCAGCAUGAAGGAGAUCCAGAAAGUGCAGCAGCAACUGAUGAAAAACUUCAAAUCACAGGUGGUUGAAGCUGCACCAGGAGAAGUUCAUCAAGGAGCUGGUGGGGAGAAGUAUGGGAUUGAGAAUGAGCGCAAGGUUGCAACUCCCCUGCCAGCAGAAUUCAAGCUUGUGAAGGCUGCAGAGGAUGAAGGGGUUGAAGCUGAAGAGCAGCAGCAAUUUCAGUCCUUGGUGGGCAGCCUCUUGUACGCAGCAGUUCACACGAGGCCCGACAUCUCUUUCUCGAUUGGGCAGCUGGCUAGGGUGGUGCAGAAUCCAUCAGAGGAGCAGGUGGAUGCAGCUGAGCGUGUGGUGAAGUACCUGAACUCUCACCCAAGCAUUGGAGUUCAAUACUCCGCAUCUGCACAGGUGAAGCAGAAGGGGGGGGGGGUGGAGGUGCUGAAAGAGAAGGGGGAGAGGCUUGGAGAAGGCAAGCUAUUUCUCACUUGCUUUACCGAUGCUACAUGGGCUUCUGAGAAGGAGGAUUCCUCAUCUGUGGGAGGAUACAUCUGCGUAGUUGGGGGAGGACCUGUUAGUUGGAGGUCCAAGAAGCAGACGAAGACGGCACUCUCUUCCGUAGAAUCAGAGUACAUGGCGAUGUUCCAUGGGGUGAAGGAGGUGAUUUGGCUGAGGAGGCUGUUAGAGGAGAUUGGCCAGGAGCAAAAAGUUGCUACGCCGCUGUUUUGUGAUAGCAAGGGGGCUCUUGGGAUGGCCAGAAACGCUGUGCUUCAUGGCCUGAACAAGCACAUGCGUAUCAAGUGGCACUGGCUGCGUAAGGAGGUGAAGAGGGGGACGGUGCAUCCGAUCUACAUCAAGACUCACCAGCAGCCAGCAGACUUUCUCACCAAGAGGCUUGCGGAUGAGCCUCAUUGGCGUUGUGUGCGCAUGAGUGGAAUGAGCAUGAACUAG